GGGGGCGGCCCUGCCUCUGACCCUGUGUGUGGGAAGUGAGGGAGAGAGAUCGGGCCGCAGCGCAGCUCUGUGGUGUGUCUGGAGCAGCUCCGUGUUUGCAGAGAGACUCUGUGAGAUAAAUAGGGGGAGAGGGGCCAGAGCAGCCCAACUAGGAGAGAGGGAGCACCAGUCAACACAGCAGCACACACAGGGAGGAGACACAGAGCGAGGAGACACAGCGAGGAGGCACACAGCGAGGAGACACACAGAGCAAGGAGACCCAGAGCAAGGAGACACACAGCGAGGAGACACACAGCGAGGAGACACACGGAGGAGACACACAGCGAGGAGACACAGCGAGGAGACACACAGCGAGGAGACACACAGCGAGGAGACACACAGCGAGGAGACCCAGAGCAAGGAAACACAGCGAGGAGACACACAGCAAGGAGACACACAGCGAGGAGACCCACAGCAAGGAAACACAGCGAGGAGAAACACAGCGAGGAGACACACAGCGAGGAGACCCAGAGCAAGGAGACACACAGCGAGGAGACACACGGGGGAGACACACAGCGAGGAGACACACAGCGAGGAGACCCAGAGCAAGGAGACACAGCGAGGAGACACACAGGGAGGAGACACACAGCGAGGAGACACACGGACGAGACACACAGCGAGGAGACCCAGAGCAAGGAGACACAGAGCAAGGAGACACACAGGGAGGAGACACACAGCAAGGAGACACACAGCGAGGAGACACACAGCACUGGCAGACAGUUCUUUCACAUGAACAAAACGCACUGAGCAGGUCUCCUCCCACAGUCACUCUCUCCCUCCUGCAGCACCUCGGACAGGCUUCCGAGCGCGGGACUGGCUGCAAAGGGAAGCAGCUGGGUGGUUAAUGACAGGAAAGAAGGUGUUGAAGAAGGAAGUGCAAGACUGCCUGAAAGCAAGGCUCCUAAACAGAGAUUUCUUUAACCUACUGCAGUACAAUAUUCAGAAACAGAAGGCUGCGCGAAUGAGAGAGUGGGAGGAGUCAGAACUCAGCAUGGCUGCCAACAGUUACAUUGCAGUGCCUGAUGGGUACUGUGUGUCGGAGCCACUGCAGUAUUAUGGUGAGCAAAAACAAAAAGGGGAUGCGUCACUUGAGUUCCUACCCUUAAAGGAAUGCAAUGCUGAUGUCCUAUCAGACCACCUGAGCUACCCUCUACAGGAGGCAGAUCACCAGCUCUCCCCAUUCAGCCAGUAUUCCGGGAUGCAGUUCUCGCCCAUGCUGCAGGGGGCGCCCUCCUCUCAGUCCUGCUAUGCCCCCUACCCAUAUUGCUUGCAGUACCCCGAGGGGCAGUACCAGCUGGGGGGGUGUGAGCUGGGCAAACCCUCCUACACGCUGCCCUCUGAGCUGGACCCCAGCGGGGUGCCCGUCCUCCCUGGCAUGGCUGGCAUCCCAGCUCUGAAGCGCCCUCGCCUGGGACUCCGAGGGCAGGAGGAGCUGUGUGUGGUGUGCGGGGACAAGGCCUCUGGGUAUCACUACAAUGCACUCACCUGCGAGGGCUGUAAAGGGUUCUUCCGACGCAGCAUCACGAAGAAGGCGGUGUACCAGUGCAAGAGCGGCGGGCACUGCGAGAUGGACAUGUACAUGCGCAGGAAGUGCCAGGAGUGCCGUCUGAACAAGUGCAGGGCAGUGGGCAUGCUGGCAGAGUGUCUACUGACGGAGGUUCAGUGCAAGUCCAAGCGACUCCGCAAGAACGCCAAGCAGGGCCUGGACUUCCUGUGCAGCAUCAAGCUGGAGGACGAGGGGCCAGAGAGCAAGCAGGUCUCCUCCACAGCCCGACAGCCUGCCCAGGAGCGCGUGGAGCUGACCUCUCAGGAGCAGCAGCUGUUGGAUUAUAUUGUGGAGGCUCAUCGCAGGUACCGAGCGCCACAGGAGGCCCCCCGAAAAAGUCAGCGAGGCGAGGCGGCUGGCCCUGGCCUGGGAGCCCUGAGGCUGUCCGGCACAGCAGCACUGCAUGAGUUCACUAAGAGCCUGCCUGGGUUCCUGCAGCUGCACCACGAUGAUCAGGCUGCGCUGCUGAGAGGCUCCAUGGUUGAAGCCAUGUUCCUGCACUCAGCCCAGCUGUACAACGAGAGCACUGGAGAAGGGCUGCAGCGGGCGGGACCAGACGCUGUCGGGCUGCCGUGGUUUGCUGGGUAUGGGACGAGCCUUGAUGGGAAACCAGUAUACUCACCAAACCCUGAGCAAGACGCCUCAACACAUCCUCCCGCUGCUGCUGGAGACGAUGUGGUCAGGCCGGUGUAUAACUUCUACAGGAGCCUGCGUGACCUGAACGUGACGGAGCAGGAGUACGCGCUCCUCGCUGCCAUGGCGCUGCUCUUCUCUGACCGCCCGUUCCUGAAGAGCCGGGAGCAGGUGGAGAGACUGCAGGAGCCGCUGCUGGAGCUCCUGUACAAGUUCUCCAAGCUCCGACACCCCGAGGAUCCCCAGCACUUCGCCCGUCUGCUGGGCCGGCUCACGCAGCUCCGCACGCUCGGCCACAACCACAGCGGCGUGCUGAGCCCGCUGCUCUGUGAGACCUGGGAGCGGCAGUGACGGGGGUAGGACCCCCCUCACCCUCACACAGGACAUGGUUUGAAAUGGACCCAGUGUGGCUGGUUGGAAAGCGGUCUCUCCAGUUCAGGUUUGAUGGAGGAAGAAGCACCCACGUGAAAAUGGCCACGUCUACCAAUUGUUUCAUUUUCGAACAGUCUGAAUAUGCCUGGAUACGAGUUAGUCUGGGGCUAGGCGAUAGCAAUCCCAAACCGCCAGUGUACAGAAACGCCAUGCCUUUACAAGAUCAUGAAAGGCUCCCACAUUGGUGAUGUGAAGUCACCAUUACUACCUAGCAGAAAUGGAUCUCUCCAAAUGGGUCUCCUGAAAUGUGUUCGGGGAACCUCACCAGCAUCACUACAACCCAGAACUGCUUACAAAUAAUAAAAAACAAAAAGCCAAAGCAAGCAGAAACAGUUGCCAGACCAAACCCAGAACCGUGUCCAUAUCAGGGAUAUGUAUUUCUGCCCUUGUUAUAGAUUUGAAUAUUGACUGCAAUGCCGACUGGUCCAGCCCCAGCUUGCAAUUGGAGGGAGACGGUUUAAGAAGGGAUACUGGAUGAAAUGGAGAACCAGGCCUACAGCUUAGAGGAACGCAUUCAACCUUUUGAAUUCGCAUCAUAUUUAUUUUUCCCAAUUGAUGUGUUCAGGGAUUGAAAUAAGACUCCUGUUGCAUAGCAGUUUUCCCAGUUCCAGGUUUUAAAAUGAGCUUGAUUAGCCACAGCUAACAAAUUAAACUCAUAGUGAAACCCGGACUGGAUCACACUGCUAUGCAAGGGGAGUCUCAGGUUCCUGUGGUAAAGAGGAGGGCAGCCGUUAACAUGUCCCCCUGCGACAGCCCGCCCCCUAGUGGAUGAAAGAAAUGUGUUCUAUAUUUCUGACACGUAUUCCUAUUCACAAAGCACAGCUCCAGCCAAAACAGACCAUCAAGCCCAAUGCGAUUAAACUUGAUCAGUGUUUCUGAACUGGGACCAAAAGCCUUUCUCAUUCCACGCCAAUCAUGUGAUCAUGUGACCACUACCAGCCCCGCCCACUCUACAUUAGAUAGUGCGCAGCAACGCCAAUGACAUUGAAAACGACCUUUUAUUUCAUGAUACUAUAGAGAAGUGUUUUUAAAAUAACCUAUAAAAAUGACCCAGUUCUGUUUGAGCAAGUACGGGGAUUAUCUUUUGUAUAGCGUUCCUUUUGUAUAAAUGAAAACAAAGUGCCUACAGUGUGUUUGUAUUAUUGUUAGGGUUAACAUGAGACAUGCUUCACAUGUACUUGUGUAAAAUAACAGGGCGCUCCGUUAUUAUCGUUGUACUGCUCAAUAAACAUGUCGUCUGAGUUCUGGUUUUUUUUUUUUCGUCUGAUUUUUUACACGCAAUAAAUAUGGAUGGAUUUCUGAAAUACGCCUCUUGUGCAGUAUUGUGUUUGUCCAACAGUGUAAUCCCUUAC
Messenger RNA from Acipenser ruthenus (sterlet), 4002 nucleotides. Its product is annotated as bile acid receptor. Gene Ontology annotation, molecular function: RNA polymerase II cis-regulatory region sequence-specific DNA binding; zinc ion binding; nuclear receptor activity. NCBI's taxonomy places the organism in Eukaryota, Metazoa, Chordata, Actinopteri, Acipenseriformes, Acipenseridae. The record is from RefSeq and is a predicted model, not a curated record. Bases 884 to 2569 code for a protein of 561 amino acids. Gene Ontology annotation, biological process: positive regulation of transcription by RNA polymerase II; negative regulation of transcription by RNA polymerase II; cell differentiation. The transcript has 12 exons.